Galleria mellonella (greater wax moth) is the source of this 606-nucleotide messenger RNA. Its product is annotated as Ca(2+)/calmodulin-responsive adenylate cyclase-like. The record is from RefSeq and is a predicted model, not a curated record. The transcript is spliced from 4 exons. Gene Ontology annotation, biological process: adenylate cyclase-activating G protein-coupled receptor signaling pathway; cAMP biosynthetic process. NCBI's taxonomy places the organism in Eukaryota, Metazoa, Arthropoda, Insecta, Lepidoptera, Pyralidae. Gene Ontology annotation, molecular function: adenylate cyclase activity. Bases 1 to 606 code for a protein of 201 amino acids.
AUGUCGGCCCGCGGGCCGCUCGCUAGGUUGGUGGCGCGUCGUCGCUUCGAGUCCGCCGAGCUCGAAGAGCUAUACGCGCGGUAUGCUUGCAAGCUGCAGCGCACCUCCGUCGGCUCAGCGCUGGCGUUGUGGGCAGCGCUCGCCGCCGCACUUGCUGCAGUCGAUGCUACGCAAAAUACUGUGGGUGUACUGAGCGCGCAUGCUCUUUUGUGCGGCGGCCUGGCAUGGUGGUGCGGUCGCACUGGUGGCGUAGCCCCCGAGCGGCGGCUGCCACGCGCGUGCUGGCUUGCGUUGGCCGGCGGUGGCACGGCACUCGCCGCCACUCUACCAGCUUGGUCGCCCAGCGCCGCCGCCGAGGGUGCGGCUCAUGUCGUCUGGGCGGUGUUCGCCGCCUAUGCGCUGCUGCCGGUUGGCGCCCCCGUCGCUGCUGCUUUUGGCAUACUUCUGCCCACCGUUCAUACUAUAGCGGCGGCGCUCGUCGCUCAUCGGUUUCCAUACCACGUUUGGCAACAGCCUUAUUUCGUGAAACAGAAUAGUGACUGCCUGUCGCUCAUAGUCGUGAACAAUGAGUAUCACAGAAUACACAGUCACCCGUGGCAGCCUUGA